AACAACCAAAAAACCAAAAAGAUGGAAGCUCUUUUUAAGCGCCAUCAGCUGUCUCUUGCAUGGUGCAUGUGGUACAGAUCACCAUGACAUCCCUAUUGUCCGCCCUUUUUGAUGCGACACCAAGACCCGGGCUGCAGCCUGUUCCGAACACCAAACCCUUGACUUUCGAAGCUGCAGUGCUACCUCCGAUUAUUUAUUUUCUUGCGCUACUGUUCCUACCGCCGCCACCACCGCAGUCUUUCGAUACUCUUGCGGUAAAGCUGCUUCGUAAUGCCCUAGCUUUGCUGGCCGGAGUUUUGUUCUUCCGGUUGCCAUUAGCUUACUAUGUGCCACAGAGCAUCGGGCUGAACUAUCAGCUGGCUCUUGUUGGUCUUUACGGCGGUUGCAGAGUCCUGGAUGCUUUCUUUAUCAGUCCGUAUGGCUUUGGACACAUCCCUCGUCGGGUCCGCUACAAGCACAUAUCUCGAGCUCAUACGCCUAUGCCAGUGGAAGCUGACAAUGAGCCUCAAGCCAAUGCCAAAGGUGGAGCUAAAGCUGGUGAUGACGAACAAACCGUUUCGGACACUGUUUCCGAUGCUGUUCAACAUGCUCGUCGAGGCUCAUUGGCAGACUCGUACUUUGUGCUUGAGAAGAAGCUUUCCGAUCUCAGCGAAAUGAAGCCGGUGUAUGAACUGGCGACUAGCGAAGAAGGAUGGCCGCACAACUUCUUUGAUCGUGCUUCAUGGGCUCUCGAGCUCGAAACCAGUAUGCGCGGUAUUGGCUUCACGUGGACCACAGCCGACGUGCGACAUACUCGCAAGACUUGGUUACCGACCGCCAAAAAUCGAUUACACUCGAUUCUCUUCCAUGUCGGUCCUGUCCUGGCAGGUUGUUUUGUCAUCAUAAGGACCACUUAUGUGCAAUAUCUCGAAGGAGCACCGCAGGCUGAUUUUGGCGUUCAUACCGAGGAUCUGUUCGACAGCCGUCUACCGCUGUGGCUUCAGCUUCUGUUGACUGCAGCUCUGGGUGCUUUUCUCAUGGCUGCUUUUUCUGUGGCACACUCAAUGGCUGCGAUUAUGCUCAGUCCGCUAGCACCUUCACCACUUGCAUUCUUCCCGCCUCUCUACAGCACCCGUAUCUGGGAUAUCAAGUCUGUACGAGGCUUCUGGUCAUACGGCUGGCACAGAUUGUUUGCAAGAUUAUUCCUGGUCUAUGGCGUUUGGCCUGGAGAAUGGCUUGAGAGGAAACUGACAGGCAAGAGAAGCGACGAGCCAGCUGAUAUUGGCAAAGUGCUCGGAGGCUUCAUCUCAUCCGCUUUUGUCCAUUCUUUCGCAGUCAGAUCAGUGCUCGGAGGAGAGUGGAGUCGUGCUUUGGGAGAAGCCAAGUUCUUCGCCGCCAAUGGCUUUGCUGUGGUACUCGAGGAAGGCAUUCGACGGCAAGUGAUGUCGUGGAGGAAGAAGAGAGGCUUGCAAUUGGAAAUGUGGAACUUCGCACGAGGUUGGGUGAACGCAGGUUUGGUCAGAGAGAUGGCUGGCAAGUAGUCAAGUGCU
This is a messenger RNA of Aureobasidium pullulans EXF-150, 1529 nucleotides long. RefSeq lists its product as uncharacterized. The record is from RefSeq and is a predicted model, not a curated record. The transcript is spliced from 2 exons. The coding region runs from base 84 to 1520 and encodes 478 amino acids. Gene Ontology annotation, biological process: lipid metabolic process. Lineage: Eukaryota; Fungi; Ascomycota; Dothideomycetes; Dothideales; Saccotheciaceae.